UUCGCUUUCCCCUCCAUCCAUUCCACCCACGCCUCCCCUCGCCUCGAGGGGAAUUUCGGCUAGGGUUUCGCGGAUCGAGGGAGAAAGGAGAGGAGCGGCUCGGCAGCGGCGGCUAGGGUUUUCCGCGGGUGGGCGGGCCCCGCAUGGCCUCGCCGGCGGCCGCGGCCGCGAAGGGGAGUAAGGGCGGGGAGGACGGCGGCGGGCCGGUCACGGGGGACAUGGUCAGCGCGGGCUUCGCGGAGCUGGAGCGGCAGCAGCAGCUGCUCGCCACCUGCACGCGCCUCUACCAGCAGCUGGCCGACCACUUCGGCUCGCUCGAGCGCGGGCUCGCGGCCCGCUCCGAGCAGCUCCGCGUCCGCCGCAGGGCCUUCGACGCCCGCACCCACCGCGCGCUCGACUCGCUCCACCGCCGCGAGGCCUCCGUCGACACCUCCGUCUCACGCGCGCUCGACCACCUCCACUCCAUCUCCAAGGAGGCGGCGGCGGCCCCGGCCCCGACACCGUCCGACUCCGCUGCCUCGGAGGAAGGCCUCGCCGAGAGCCUGCGCGCGCUGUGCUUGCGGAUGGACUCGUCCGCGUUCCUGGGCUACGUCGUGACCCACCGCAAGGAGGCGGACGCGCUGCGGUCCGAGAUGCCCGCGGCGCUCAAGCUCUGCGUGGAUCCGGCCAAGUUCGUCAUGGACGCGGUCGCCGACGUCUUCCCCGUCGACCGCCGCGAGGUGCCGCGGAACCCGGCCGACCUGGCGUGGGCGUGCGUGCUCAUCCUCGAGGCCGCCGUGCCGGCGCUGGCGGACCCGGACCCGGACAUCGGCGCCGCGCGCCCGCUCGUCCCGCGCGCGGCGCGCGAGCGCGCGAGGGGCAUGGCAAGGGAGUGGAAGGAGGCUGUCGAGAAGAAGGGAGGCGUGGAGGGGGCUAAGCCGCCCGACGCGCACGCGUUCCUGCAGCACGUCGCCACGUUUGCCGUCGCGGAGAGGGAGGACAGGCCGCUGUACCGUAGGAUUGUCGUCAGCUUCUCUUGGCGCCGGCAGAUGCCACGGCUCGCGCUUACACUCGGCCUCGAGGAAGAAAUGGCUGAUAUCAUUGAGGAACUAAUUGCUAAGAGGCAGCAGCUUGAUGCUGUGAAUUUCGCUUACGAGGCUGGGCUUCAGGAGAAGUUCCCUCCAGUUCCUCUUUUGAAGUCCUACCUGGAAGACUCUAAGAAGACAUCAACCGCUGCUUCAGAUAAUUCAAGCACUAGCAGUGGCCAAUCAGGGAGCAAUGCGAACAAGAAAGAGCAGUCUGCACUGCGAGCUGUCAUUAAGUGUGUUGAGGACCAUAACCUAGAAGCUGAGUUUUCACUGGAGGAUCUUCGGAAGCAACUUGAAGAGCUGGAGAAAGCCAAGACUGAGAAGAAAAAGGCAGCAUCAAGCGCUACCAGUGGCAGCAGCAGCGGCCCUGCAACCAAGCGCAUCCGUGCAAGCAAUGGAGGCCCAAUGCCUCCUGCCAAGGCAGGUCGUCUCACUAACAAUGCUUGUGUGUCUUCUUUCCCAGCUCCCACCACAUUUACCCAGUCUCCCUCCCAUGCCUCAUAUGCCACGACCUCCCCUUCCCAUACCUCAUAUGCCACGACCUCCCCUUCCCACACCGCAUAUGCCACGACCUCCCCUUCCCACACCGCAUACGCCAUGACCUCCCCUUCCCACACCGCAUAUGCCACAGCCUCCCCUUCCCACCCAACAUACGCCACAGCCUCCCCGUCCCACCCAUCAUACACCACAGCCUCCCCUUACCCCUAUGACAGGCCGGUUGGACAUGGCCUCUACUGCAACCGGAGCCCACCGGUGAUCAGGGAGCCAUAUGUUUACCCAGCUGAGGAGGUAGCCAGUGUCAACGUCGGCAUUCCCAUGCCAUACUCCACCCCACCCAUGAGCUACCCUGCCCCCUAUGGCGGUUAUGGCAAUGGGAUGGCAGCUUACACCAAUGGAAUGGCUCCUGCCUUCCACCAGGCUUACUACCGGUAGGUUCAGUCAGGAAACAAAACAAGUCGCUGAUGAAUGACAUGACAACAACUGAUGAUGCCAACGACUCAGAAUCGCACAAUGGCCCUAUUUUGUAGUGACUGACUACAACGGUAGGUUGGGUAUCUCAUCUUAUAUGUCCUUACCACUACUACUAGAUGUGUUGUGUUUAGCUCUCGUCUCAUCUUAGACCACUACCUUUUUUUACUACUAAGGAACCUGGAUGUAAAUUAUGUAUGGUAUCAGCGAGACUGUCGUCGCAUCCUUAUGUAAUUCUAUUCAGAACUUUGGAAAACUAAAAAAAAAAUCAGCAUGUAAUCCUUAAGUACCGGAUGUACCAUGAACUUAAUUAAAAGUGUUUUUAGUUUA
This is a messenger RNA of Sorghum bicolor (sorghum), 2366 nucleotides long. Its product is annotated as FRIGIDA-like protein 4a. The transcript has 3 exons. NCBI's taxonomy places the organism in Eukaryota, Viridiplantae, Streptophyta, Magnoliopsida, Poales, Poaceae. Bases 144 to 2000 code for a protein of 618 amino acids. The record is from RefSeq and is a predicted model, not a curated record.